Molecule: messenger RNA, 1566 nt
Organism: Vicia faba (fava bean)
Lineage: Eukaryota; Viridiplantae; Streptophyta; Magnoliopsida; Fabales; Fabaceae
Source: the annotation of a GenBank genome assembly
AUGACACUCAAACUCUCACUACACUUUCAUCACAUUCCUCCCCUCAACUUGUCAUCACCACCUCUCCGUUUCCACGCACCUAACUAUUCCCUUAUUAGUAGCAACACUUCAAACUUGUUCCUUGUGGCUUCUUCCAACCGGCAUCUCAUUAGGAUUUUAACCGCUCGCGUGAUUGGAAGUCUAGAACAAAAUUGCGAAUCCGAGGAUGAAGACGAACUACCUGAGAAGAGUGUGUGGAAUCAAAUGAAGGAAAUUGUUAAGUUUACUGGACCAGCUAUAGGGUUAUGGCUAUGUGAUCCACUCAUGAGCCUGAUUGAUACUGCUGUUGUUGGUCAGGGAAGCUCAACUGAACUUGCGGCUUUGGCUCCUGCUACAGUUGUUUGUGAUUACAUGAGUUUAACGUUCAUGUUUCUGUCCGUUGUUACAUCCAAUAUAAUUGCUACUUCCCUUGCUAAACAGGAUAGAGAGGAUGUGCAACAUUACUUGUCUAUCCUGCUUUUUAUUGGCUUUGCGUGUGGCUUGAUGAUGCUAUUGUCUACAAAGUUAUUCGGUGCAGCGGCACUCUCAGCUUUUACUGGGCCAAACAAUGCACAUGUAGUACCUGCCGCUAAUACUUAUGUGCAGAUUCGAGCCUUGUCGUGGCCUGCUUUACUCGUUGGAUGGGUUGCUCAAAGUGCAAGUCUUGGUAUGAAAGAUUCAUGGGGACCCUUGAAGGCUUUGGCUGUUGCAAGUCUUAUAAGUGGAAUUGGCGAUAUAGUUUUGUGCACCUAUUUAGGCUAUGGAAUUGCAGGGGCUGCAUGGGCUACAAUGGCAUCACAAGUUGUUGCUUCAUAUAUGAUGAUUCUAGAACUAAACAAAAGGGGAUACAACGUGUUUGCCUUCUCUAUUCCUUCAACGAAGGAAUUUCUGAAAAUACUUAGUCUUGCUGCUCCUAUAUACUUGACAUCAAUAUCAAAGGUGGCUUUCUUUUCGCUACUUAUAUAUGUUGCUACAUCAACCGGAACACAAACAAUGGCCGCUCAUCAGGUCAUGAUUCAAAUCUACAUGGCGUGUACGGUAUGGGGAGAACCUCUCUGCCAAACUGCGCAAUCAUUUAUGCCUGAGUUAUUGUAUGGAGUAAAUAAGAGCUUGACAAAGGCCCGAUUGCUAGUAAGAUCUCUUGUAAUUAUUGGAGCUAUACUUGGAUUGUUGUUAGGGAUUGUCGGAACAUCUCUUCUUUGGUUAUUCCCGAACAUAUUUACGUCUGAUCAGAUGGUCAUCCAGAACAUGCAUAGGACACUGAUUCCAUUCUUUAUUGCACUCACUGUGACACCCUCUACUCGCAGCUUGGAGGGAACAUUGCUGGCAGGAGAGGAUCUAAGAUUUUUUAGCUUGUCAACGUGUGGAUGCUUUUGUCUGGCUGCUCUAGUAUUAUUGAUCUCCAGUAGAUAUGGUUUGGUGGGAUGCUGGUUUACCCUUGCUGGAUUUCAAUGGGCUCGGUUUACAGUAGCCCUUCUGCGGCUUAUCUCUCCAAAUGGCAUGUUAUACUCGGAAGAGGCUAUAAGCCAAAAAUUGAGAGCUGCUUAG